UCCGGUUUUUGACCCUAGACGCAGGGCGUGUCAUCGUAUGCGCAACUGUCACGUAUAAAUGCUGCGCGGGCGCUCAUCUCGUCACACUGACGAACAAACACUCGACAUGGCAGUCAAAAUCACAACCUUAUUCUGCAUGGUAGCAGCGGCCGCGGCCGUGGUCGUGGAGGUCGCCCCCGCGGCAGUCCAGGUCGCACCCGCCGCCAAGGUGGUCUACGAGGAGCCCGAGGCGCCCGCCCAGUACGAGUACGAGUACUCCAUCCAAGACCAGCUCUCCGGAGACUCUAAACAAGCCAAAGAGAACCGCAAUGGAGAUGCUGUUCACGGAUUCUACUCUCUCGUUCAGCCCGAUGGCGUGCAGCGCAUAGUGGAGUACACAGCUGAUAAGAUCCACGGGUUCAACGCUGUAGUCCGUUACGAGGGAGUACCCCAAAAAAUCGCGUACGCGGCUGCCCCCGCCCCGGUCGCCUACGCUCAGCCGGUUGCCAAAGUUGCCUACGCCCCUGCACCAGCCCCAGUGGCUUAUGCCCAACCUGUCGCCAAAGUAGCCUACGCUCCUGCACCAGCUCAAGUGACUUAUGCUCAACCUGUUGCCAAAGUAGCGUAUGCCCCGGCACCGGCACAAGUCGCUUACGCCCAACCUGUCGCUAAAGUGGCCUACGCCCCGGCGCCAGCGCCCGCUGUAACCUACUCGCAGCCCAUCGCGUAUGCGCAACCAGCUCCCGUGGCCUACGCUCAGCCCGUCGCCAAGAUCGCCUACGCCCAGCCCAUCGCUAAAGUCGCGUACGCACCUGCUCCCGUGGCAUACGCCCAAGCCCCGGCCGCUCAUCACGUGGCCUACGCGCCGGCCCCUCACGCCUACCCCGCCCACAUCAGCCAUGUCACCUACUCCUCGCCAACUGUCUCAUACCAACAUUAAGUAAUUGUUAAGUUAGUAUUUAUUGUAAUACAUCACUAUAGCCAAUUGAUCGAA
Messenger RNA from Cydia pomonella (codling moth), 973 nucleotides. Its product is annotated as cuticle protein-like. The record is from RefSeq and is a predicted model, not a curated record. The coding region runs from base 59 to 919 and encodes 286 amino acids. Gene Ontology annotation, cellular component: extracellular matrix. The transcript is spliced from 2 exons. Lineage: Eukaryota; Metazoa; Arthropoda; Insecta; Lepidoptera; Tortricidae.